Molecule: messenger RNA, 2268 nt
Organism: Lolium rigidum
Lineage: Eukaryota; Viridiplantae; Streptophyta; Magnoliopsida; Poales; Poaceae
Product: subtilisin-like protease SBT3.9
Exons: 12
Coding region: 1-2268 (755 amino acids)
Biological process (GO): proteolysis
Molecular function (GO): serine-type endopeptidase activity
Source: RefSeq, a predicted model, not a curated record
AUGGAUUUGAGAACAACUUUCUCAUGUGUUCUGCUUCUGGUGACACUGCUGCCUCUUUCAGCAAACACGUCGAGCGAGAUCUACAUCGUGUACAUGGGGGAGAAGAAACAUGAUGAUCCGUCAAUGGUUACCGCGUCGCACCAUGACAUACUAACAUCUGUCUUUGGGAGCAAGAAUGAAGCCCUGAACUCGGUGGUUUACAGUUAUAAGCACGGAUUUUCUGGAUUUGCGGCAAGGCUCACUGAAUCUCAAGCAGAGGCACUUGCAAAAUUCCCUGAAGUUUUCAGUGUGAAGCCGAACACUUAUCACGAAGCGCACACAACUCAGAGCUGGGACUUCCUUGGCCUUGACUAUGACGUCCAACAAUCACAACAACAGGGCCUUCUGCAAAAAGCAAACUACGGCGAAGAUGUCAUCAUCGGGGUGAUUGAUUCAGGUAUAUGGCCUGAAUCCCUGAGCUUUGACGACUCCGGGUACAGCCCGGUGCCGGCGCGGUGGAAAGGCAUAUGCCAGGCAGGACAGGCGUGGGAUGCCACGAGUUGCAACAAGAAGAUCAUCGGCGCCCGGUGGUAUAGCAGCGGCGUCAGUGAUGAGGUGCUCAAGGCGAACUACAUGUCACCUAGGGACCUCAGUGGCCAUGGCACACAUGUCGCCUCGACGAUUGCGGGUGGGCAAGUGUGGAACGUGAGCUACAAAGGGAGCGGCCUUGGCGCCGGAGUGGCACGAGGCGGGGCGCCACGAUCUAGACUGGGCGUCUACAAGGUGUGUUGGGUGGGCGGGAGCUGCCCCGUGUCGGAUAUUCUUGCAGCCAUCGAUGAUGCCAUAGAAGAUGGAGUGGACAUCUUGUCCCUUUCACUAGGAGCCGGUGCCGGCGAUGAGAUCUUCGGAACGCUGCAUGCUGUGUUGAGAGGCAUCUCCGUCGUAUUUUCCGGCGGAAACGAUGGCCCACUGCCUUCUACAGUGUCGAAUGCUGUGCCGUGGGUCACGACAGUGGCUGCUAGCACCAUUGACCGGUCUUUUCCGACUUUAAUGACACUUGGGAACAAUGAAAACCUGGUGGGGCAAUCUCUUCACUACAACGCAACUGUGAUCAGCGGAGACUUUAAGGCCCUUGUUUAUGUCAGGAGAUGCGACGCGCAGACACUGGCAUCCAGGAACGUCACCGGUAAAGUCGUACUUUGCUACGCACCGCGGGCGGCGCCCGUGACGCCACCUCGGGUAGGACUUCGGGACGCCAUCAACUUCACGGUGGAGGCUGGCGCGGAGGGCCUCAUCUUCGCGCAGAACGCUGCCAACAGCCUCACCGGCCUGGCAGUGUGCGAGGGCAUUAUGCCUUGCGUGGUGGUGGAUUUCGAGAUCGCGCACAGAAUCACUUCCUAUUGGGAUAUCACAGAGAAUCCGGUGGUGAAGGUGUCGCCUACCGUGAGCGUUGUCGGGGAGGGGGUGCUAGCGCCGAGGGUCGCCCAUUUCUCAUCGAGAGGCCCCAACACACCGUUUCCCGCCAUACUCAAGCCUGAUGUAGCUGCACCAGGAGUCAGCAUCUUGGCGGCGGUGGGUGGCUCCUAUGUGUUAUUCUCCGGAACAUCCAUGGCAUGUCCUCAUGUCUCAGCUGUCACUGCGCUGCGAGGACGCGCCUCUGUCACUGCGCUGCUCAAGGCCGUUCACAGCGACUGGUCACCUGCCAUGAUCAAGUCUGCUAUAGUCACCACAGCUUCUGUGACCGAUCUUUUCGGCAUGCUAAUCCGAGCUGAGGGGAUCUACUCUACCGGGAUCCCACGAAAACAAGCUGACCCCUUUGACUUUGGUGGUGGCCACAUCAACCCUGACAGGGCCAUCGACCCUGGCUUGGUUUAUGAUGUGGAUGCGAGAGAGUACAAUAAGUUCUUCAACUGCACUAUGGGAUUGCUUGGUGACUGCGAAUCCUACCAAUUAAAUCUAAACCUCCCGUCGAUCGCCGUACCAGACCUCAAGGACAGUGUCACAGUCAUGCGCACUGUCACAAACGUUGGCCCAACGGAAGCAACUUACCAAGCGGUUGUUGAUGCUCCCGAAGGGGUAACCAUGUCGGUGGAGCCAUCCGUGAUCACUUUCACCGAAGGUGGGAGUAGCAAAAGUGCGACAUUUAGCGUCAUUCUCAAGACGAAGCAGAGAGUGCAAGGUGCGUACACUUUUGGUAGCCUGACGUGGUCCGAUGGAAGUACCCACUUGGUGAGGAUUCCAAUUGCCGUACGGAUUGUGACACAAGAUUUUGUUGCAGAUACAUCAUAA